AUGUUCUACAGAAAGUUAGAGAAUGGAGAAAUUUUACGUCGAGAUUGGGCAAUAUAUUCUAAAAGCACAGCAACACGAGAGUUAGCAUUUAGAGAUAGUAUUGAAAAGAUAGGCGAAGAUCAUAGAGGCAAUUAUUUGGGUGCGAUUGAACUUUUGUCUGAAUAUGAUCCUUUUUUAAAAUAUCAUAUAAGAAGACUUGCAAAUCGUGGAAAGGACACUGUUUCUUAUUUAUCAAAAGAUAUUUGCGAUGAGAUUGUAGGGAUUAUAUCAAAUGAAGUUUUAAAGAAAAUAGUGAAACAAAUUAAAGUUAAUAAGUAUUAUUCAGUAAGCUUGGAUUCUACGCCAGAUAUAACCCACCAUGACCAGCUUACAAUUAUAUUGCGAUUUUGUGAUAGUAAUGUAUUACUAGUUGAGCGGUUUGUGGGGUUUCAAGAAAACGUUAGACAUGGUGCGAAAGAACUCGAAGAUACCGUCCUGAAUAUUUUGAAAUCAAUGGAAAUACCUUUAAAAGACUGUAGGGGCCAGUCAUACGAUAAUGCGAGCAACAUGAGCGGAAAAUACUCUGAGUUACAGACUCGUAUUAAGGCACGAAAUAAUUUAGCACAUUCGCUAAAUUUAGUUGUACAAAAUGCAGCAGACUGCUGUUUGGAAUCUACGGCGUUCUUUAUGAUGGUACAAGAAAUUUACACCUUUUUUACGGCAUCUUCAUACAAAUGGAACUUGUUAUCUCAGUUUAUAAAAGUUUCAGAAAACGAAAAACUUUUAACUAAUAGAGUUAAUACUACGCGAUGGUUAUCACGAUUUGAUGCCAUUGAAGCCCUAGCAUCAAUAAAAAUAGAGCAAUUAUCUCAAAAUAGAGAAGAAAAGUGUUGUGAGAGUUGA
Psylliodes chrysocephalus is the source of this 882-nucleotide messenger RNA. NCBI's taxonomy places the organism in Eukaryota, Metazoa, Arthropoda, Insecta, Coleoptera, Chrysomelidae. The record is from the annotation of a GenBank genome assembly.